GGCCGCGACCUCCAGCAGUACCAGAGCCAAGCCAAGCAGCUGUUCCGCAAGCUGAACGAGCAGUCUCCCACCAGGUGUACCCUGGAAGCAGGAGCCAUGGCUUUCCACUACAUCAUUGAGAAAGGAGUGUGUUACCUGGUCCUGUGUGAAGCUGCAUUUCCCAAGAAACUGGCCUUUGCCUAUCUGGAAGACUUGCAUUCGGAGUUCGAUGAGCAGCAUGGCAAGAAGGUGCCAACAGUCUCCAGACCCUAUUCCUUCAUUGAAUUUGACACCUAUAUCCAGAAAACCAAGAAGCUCUACAUUGAUAGCCGGGCAAGAAGGAACCUGGGCUCCAUCAAUACAGAGCUGCAAGAUGUGCAGAGGAUUAUGGUGGCCAACAUUGAGGAAGUCUUACAGCGAGGAGAGGCACUUUCAGCUCUUGAUUCCAAGGCCAACAACUUGUCCAGUUUGUCCAAGAAAUACCGUCAGGAUGCCAAGUACCUGAACAUGCGUUCCACCUAUGCCAAGCUGGCUGCUGUAGCUGUGUUUUUUAUCAUGCUGAUUGUCUAUGUCAGAUUCUGGUGGCUGUGAGCUGAUCACAGUCACCCAGGAGGGAAAGCCUGGCAGGUGUAUGUGUGCAGGACACUGUUCAUGGGGGAUGUGCAUUAGAAUCCACGCAGGACCAUCACCUUUAGGGAAGUGUCCUGAAAGUUGUUAGGUGACACCUGACUACUACAGCUCUUAGUGAAGCCUAACAAUAGAUGUAAAGGCUUGUUGACUACAGGCUUUUCCUCUGAGGCAGUUUGCACUGGGGUGCUGCAGUGUUUGGCUUCCCAUGGUCCUGCCCCCUCCCGGGGGCACACCCUGGGGACAGUCAAUCCAUGUGGUUUAGCAUAAUCACCUUGUAAGUCCUCCUGUUGAGUAGCUCUAGUGGGAACUGGACUCUAAUGAACAUUCCUUGUGUUGGCAAUGUUUGGGUUUUUUUAGAAUCUGGGUCUGCAGUUAUCUUUUUUUUUUUUUAAGACAAAACUCCCCUGUUUGAAGGCAAAUACUGCACUGUACAUAUAAUAGCUUUCACCUCUGUCAGAA
This is a messenger RNA of Chaetura pelagica (chimney swift), 1068 nucleotides long. It is a transcript of the gene SEC22B, whose product is annotated as SEC22 vesicle trafficking protein homolog B (S. cerevisiae). Gene Ontology annotation, molecular function: SNAP receptor activity. Gene Ontology annotation, cellular component: ER to Golgi transport vesicle membrane; SNARE complex; endoplasmic reticulum-Golgi intermediate compartment. The transcript is spliced from 4 exons. NCBI's taxonomy places the organism in Eukaryota, Metazoa, Chordata, Aves, Apodiformes, Apodidae. Gene Ontology annotation, biological process: retrograde vesicle-mediated transport, Golgi to endoplasmic reticulum; endoplasmic reticulum to Golgi vesicle-mediated transport; vesicle fusion with Golgi apparatus. The record is from RefSeq and is a predicted model, not a curated record. The coding region runs from base 97 to 570 and encodes 157 amino acids.